Messenger RNA from Scophthalmus maximus (turbot), 3864 nucleotides. It is a transcript of the gene rhbdf1a, whose product is annotated as rhomboid 5 homolog 1a (Drosophila). The transcript is spliced from 19 exons. Gene Ontology annotation, biological process: regulation of protein secretion; regulation of epidermal growth factor receptor signaling pathway. The coding region runs from base 537 to 3221 and encodes 894 amino acids. Gene Ontology annotation, cellular component: endoplasmic reticulum membrane. Lineage: Eukaryota; Metazoa; Chordata; Actinopteri; Pleuronectiformes; Scophthalmidae. The record is from RefSeq and is a predicted model, not a curated record. Gene Ontology annotation, molecular function: serine-type endopeptidase activity.
GGGGCUGACUCUCCGGCGAAGUGAAUUGGGGCUACAACAACCGGCAGGGGUGUAAACUUACCCCGGGUGGACCCAUGGAGCAGUGUGGGAACGCGCUGUCCGUAGGUGGGGAGCAGAGAACCGGACGCGCCUCGGCCACAUCCACAUCCCGCACUGCCUCGGCUGCUGCCGCCGCUGCCGCCGCCGCCGCCGGUGGUGCGCUCAGGAGAGGGCAGAUUUAAAACCCCACCACGGCACCGGGCUCGGCUUCAAAAAGAAGAAGAAGAAGCAGAAGAAGGAGAAGGAGAAGAAAAAAAAAAACCCCAUCUGCGGGGUGGAAGGGAAAUAAUAAGAAGAAGCGCGUCGGUGUGUCCCUGCGCUGUCAGGAGGAUGUGACCGAUCACUCAUCUGCUGCCUGGAGAGAAAUAAACCUGUGAAUCCGGAUUUAUUUUUUUUAAUUUUUGAUAUCCCCCCCCAGUACACACAGACACACCGCUGGAGAUCAUCUGAGCCGCUUGUUAUAAUAAGGCUGGCAGGCCCGGGGUGGGACAGACAACAUGGCUGAACCACGGCGGGAGAGCACCAGCAGCCUGCAGAGGAAGAAACCUCCAUGGCUCCGACUGGACAUUCCCACGGCUCAGAUGUCACUGGACGAGCCUCCCACUUUUGUUCAGCCGAUGAAGAGGCAGGGGUUCCUGCGCAGCAUCAGCAUGCCAGUGGAGACGUCCCACCUCCAGUCCCCACCCCGCGACCUCUUCGACACCCGGCGGCCUGUCUUGCAACGCCAGUCAUCCAUCACUCAGACCAUAAAGAGCAGCAGAAGGGUGCACUUUGAGCGGAUUAACACGGUGCCUAUUAAGGGCCAGCGAGCGGCUCGCCGCAGCACCAGGAAGCACCACUCGCUCUCCAGGACCCUGCUCAGGGGAACGGCGGACUGGUUUGGCGUCAGCAAGGACGGCGACGCCACCCAGAAAUGGCAGAGGAAAAGCCUGCGCCAUUGCAGCCUGCGCUACGGGAAGCUGAAGCCGCAGGUGAUCCGGGAGAUGGACCUGCCGAGCCAGGACAACAUCUCCUUGACCAGCACCGAGACCCCGCCUCCUCUCUACGUCCCCUCGUCACAGCAUGGCAUGCAAAAGAUUGUGGACCCGUUGGCGCGGGGGCGAGCCUUCCGUAUGGUGGAGGAGGUGGACGGCUACAGCGUGCCUCACACCCCCAUCACCCCCGGAGCCGCCUCCCUCUGCUCCUUCACCAGCUCCCGCUCAGGUCUCAACCGACUGCCUCGCCGGCGUAAGAGGGAGUCCGUGGCAAAGAUGAGCUUCCGGGCUGCAGCGGCUCUGGUCAAGGGGCGCUCGUUACGGGAGAGCACUCUGCGGCGGGCCCAAAGACGAAGCUUUACCCCUGCCAGCUUCAUGGAGGAAGACGUGGUGGACUUUGCCGAUGAACUGGACACGUCCUUCUUCGCCAGAGAUAUCCUCAUGCAGGAGGAGCUGUCCACGUACGCAGACGAGGUGUUCGAGUCGCCGUCUGAGGCGGCCAUGAAAGAGGCGGAGCCCAGCGGCACGAAGGAUGAAAUGGAGCUGACAGGCAGUGCCCUAGAUAAGACGGAGCUGGAGAGAAGUCACCUCAUGCUACCUCUGGAGCGAGGGUGGCGCAAAGCCAAAGAAGGAACCCCAGGACCGCCGAAGGUGCCCUUGCGACAGGAAGUGGUGAGCGUCAACGGCCAGCGGCGCGGCCAGCGCAUCGUUGUACCCGUCAAGAAGCUUUUUGCCCGAGAGAAGAGGCCGUACGGGCUGGGCAUGGUGGGGAAGCUCACCAACCGCACCUACCGCAAGCGCAUCGACAGCUACGUCAAGCGGCAGAUAGAGGACAUGGACGACCACAGGCCUUUUUUUACGUACUGGAUCACCGUUGUCCACUUGCUCAUCACUAUCUUGGCUGUAUGCAUCUACGGUAUCGCACCGGUGGGCUUCUCCCAGCACGAGACGGUUGAUUCUGUUUUAAGAAACAAAGGCGUGUAUGAAAAUGUCAAGUUUGUGCAGCAGGAGAACUUCUGGAUCGGGCCGGGUUCGGAAUACCUGAUCCACUUGGGGGCCAAAUAUUCUCCGUGCAUGCGGCAGGACAAACAGGUGCAUGAACUUAUCAGGGAAAAGAGAGCUAUUGAACGCAACUCUGCCUGCUGUGUGCGGAACGAUCGCUCUGGCUGUGUCCAGACCUCAGAGGAGGAAUGCUCGAGUACUCUGGCUGUGUGGGUGAAGUGGCCGAGACAUUCCAGCGCUCCCCAGUUAGAUGAUAAAAACAGACAGUAUGGCUCCGUUUGCCAUCAGGACCCAAGGAUAUGUCUAGAGCCUGCCUCGGUCUCCCCUCACGAUUGGCCGGAUGACAUCACCAAGUGGCCAAUUUGCACCAGGUACAACACAGGGAACCACACCAACCUGCCUCACAUAGACUGUACCAUCACAGGCCGACCCUGCUGCAUCGGAACCAAAGGGAGGUGUGAGAUCACAUCCCGGGAAUAUUGUACCUUCAUGAACGGCUACUUUCACGAGGAGGCUACUCUCUGCUCUCAAGUGCACUGCAUGGAUGAUGUCUGUGGCCUGUUGCCUUUCCUCAACCCCGAGAUCCCAGAUCAGUUUUACCGGCUCUGGCUCUCUCUUUUCCUGCACGCUGGGAUCCUUCACUGCCUGGUGUCGGUAGCGUUCCAGAUGACCAUCCUGAGGGACCUGGAGAAGCUGGCGGGCUGGCUGCGCAUCUCGAUCAUUUACAUCAUCAGUGGCAUCACCGGCAACUUGGCUUCGGCCAUCUUCCUGCCCUACAGAGCAGAGGUGGGUCCCGCUGGCUCUCAGUUCGGGAUCUUGGCCUGCCUGUUUGUGGAGUUGUUUCAGAGCUGGCAGAUCUUGGCCCAGCCCUGGAGGGCCUUCACCAAGCUGCUGUGCGUGGUGCUCUUCCUCUUUGCCUUCGGACUGCUGCCCUGGAUCGACAACUUUGCCCACAUCUGCGGCUUCAUCUCUGGCUUCUUCCUGUCCUUCGCCUUCCUGCCCUACAUCAGCUUCGGCCGCAUGGACCUGUACCGCAAGCGCUGCCAGAUCAUCGUCUUCCUGCUGGUGUUCGUCGGCCUCUUCUCCGGCCUCGUGGUGCUCUUCUACGUCUACCCGAUCAAGUGUGACUGGUGCGAGCUGCUCACCUGCAUCCCUUUCACGGACAAGUUCUGCGGGAAGUACGACCUCAACGCUCACCUCCACUGAAGUGCGGACAGCGUGAGCUCAACAGGAGGGCGACAGGUCAAAACGGAUGAUAAUCAGCUGUGGUGCGUCUCCACUCUGCUCCUGUGUGGCUGGAGACUGUCUCCCCCCCUUUCUGUGAACUAUGACAAUAUGCUUGUGUUGUUUGUUUUUUUACUCUUUGUCCUUAUGAAUACCUAUGCCACUUCUUUUAAUCACCUCCCAAUUGUCUGGCAGUCAUCGUCACCCCUUCACUGUCCAGUGAAACAAAGGUAUGGCACUUCUGAACCUCAACAAAGCUCCCAGCUGCCUCUUUACACGUCAGGCGGGAAUCAAAGAAACCAGCGCUGGUACAGAGAACAGAAAUAUUUGGUUUUUUUACACACACAAUCACACUCCGGACAUAGAUUUGUAUUAUUAUUCAGGCAACUUCAUACAGAAGCAGGGAAACUGAAAUAUUGAUACCUUUGGUGCCUUGUUGAUUAAUGUACCAACUACUGCCAUAUUUUUGUUACGUUAUGCUGAGCACUCGAAUGUUUUUCUUUGAUUUUGUGUAUUGCUUCUCGAGAAGUGAUGAUUGUUCUGAACACGGUAGUGUUUUAGCUACCUGCCUACUCACAUGUAACUGAAAACAACAGUAAAAAGAAAAUAAUAUCUACGGAUGAAA